AUGAGCUCUCAAGCACCCAUGACCAAUGGCGAGACGCCCAGCUCAAAGGCUCUGUCGCAUCUCCAAUCCUACCCCGUAGUCCACGACAGCGUGGAGACCUUCAAGUCUAACCCCUACGGUUCGCGCGCCCUGAACCUCGCCAGCAACACCUACCAGUCCAUUGUCGCACCCUUCCAUCCCUACCUGCGCACACCCUACUCGUACAUCUCACCUUACCUGGCACGCGCGGACCAGCUUGGUGACUCUGGCCUCUCCACUCUCGAGACACACCUGCCCAUUGUCAAGGAAGACACUUCGAAACUCAAGGAGUAUGCCUUCUCGCCUGUCACAUACGUGCAAGGUACCUGGCAAGACGAGUACAACAAGACGCAUUACAACAACGGUGUUGUCAAGAUGGGUGUCGCAACAGUCAGCUUCGAACUCAGGAUGUUGAGUGAUGCGUGCGAUGUUGUGUUGAGUUACCUGAACAAGGGCAAGGAACAGACGAAGAAGAAGGUUGAUGAGAUUAAGCAGUAG
Messenger RNA from Alternaria atra, 516 nucleotides. RefSeq lists its product as uncharacterized. The record is from RefSeq and is a predicted model, not a curated record. The transcript is spliced from 2 exons. Bases 1 to 516 code for a protein of 171 amino acids. NCBI's taxonomy places the organism in Eukaryota, Fungi, Ascomycota, Dothideomycetes, Pleosporales, Pleosporaceae.